Molecule: messenger RNA, 366 nt
Organism: Dacryopinax primogenitus
Lineage: Eukaryota; Fungi; Basidiomycota; Dacrymycetes; Dacrymycetales; Dacrymycetaceae
Exons: 2
Coding region: 1-366 (121 amino acids)
Source: RefSeq, a predicted model, not a curated record
AUGUCUGAUCAGAUGGACUAUUAUUACGAUGAAGACGUGACUCGGCAAUAUCUCGAUCUGGAUGAUUAUGUUGAGAUGGAGGAAUUAGAGAUGUACGAAAACGGGGGAGAAGAAGAGAAUGUCGAAGCAGACGAGAAUGCUGAAGCAGAUGAGAACAUUGAUAUCGACGAGUAUGGCGACAUUGACGAAGACAGCUUAGAAGAAGAGAUCGAUGGAACUGAUGAGUAUGUGCGGGAGCAUGAGAAUCUUCGCUCCAUCAAAUGGCUUCUCCGUCUUGACUAUGCUGAGAUCAGCAACCUUCGCUCGAGAGAGAUGUUGUUGCAACUCUUACGUGAACUGAGAGACGCUCUGAGGGAAGUAGAGUGA